CAGUUUAAUCGCACCAAAACCGAACAAACCAAAAGCGUUACCCACGGUGGAAAAAGGAUUGACACCUAAAGGGGGUUGGGUUUGAUUGGAGGCUUGAACCUGGAAUUGGACUUUGUUGUGGUUAUUUAUUCGGUUUAGAUAACCGGAAACAGCGAAAAAGUCAUUCCAACAAUCGCGAUUGAGUGAAAAAAAAGCCAACUAAAUAAUUUACAGUAAUUAAACCAAACAUUUUAGAUACCAUUGUGGUUUAACCAUAAAACCGCAACCGUAUUCCCAACAGGGAUAGGAUUGGAUAACGGAUAAGCAAAGUAAUUUUGUUACAUAAUGCCAAUCGGAUAAAUGACAUAACUAAUAACUAAACAAACUCUCACGCCGCCGGCGUGAUCUCGUCGCCGUCAGCAUAGCCGUACACAUCAACAAGAGUCCAAACGCCCCCGAUUCUCAGGAUCACAUUUCUCGAAUAAAAGGGUACAAAUAUAUAUAAUACAUUAUCGGAGGAAGAAGAAGAACAGUUGACUUUCUCCGACAACCCCCUCACUGACCAAUUUGUAGUGACCAACAGUCCGCCGGCGAUGGGUUCCGACCACAAAGAGUCGCCGGUUUGCGUGACGGGCGCCAACGGGUUCAUCGGGUCGUGGGUGGUCCGAACCCUCCUCGAAUCUGGGUACGCCCGAAUCCACGCCUCCAUCUACCCUGGCUCCGACGCUUCCCACCUCUUCCACCUCCCCGGCGCAAAUAAUAACCCGGACCGCCUCAAGAUCUUCGAGGCCGACCUCCUCGACCCGCCGGCGCUCUCCACCGCCGUCGCCGGCUGCCGCGGUCUCUUUCACAUCGCUUCCCCUUGCUCCCUCGAAGACCCCGCCGAUCCCGAUCGCGAUCUCAUCCUCCCCGCCGUUCAGGGCACCCUCAAUGUCCUUCAAUCCGCCGUCGAUUCCAACCUCUCCCGCGUCGUCCUCACUUCUUCCAUCUCCGCCUUGGUCCCAAACCCUAAUUGGCCCGCCGGAAUCGUCUUCGACGAGUCCUCCUGGACCGAUCUCGAUUACUGCAAGUCCCGAAAGAAAUGGUAUCCGGUGUCGAAGACGCUGGCGGAGAAAGCUGCGUGGGAGUUUGCGGAGAAGAAUGGGCUUGAUAUGGUGGCGAUCCAUCCGGCGACGUGCUUGGGGCAAUUGUUGCAGCCGGGGCUGAAUGCAAGCUCCGCCGUGUUGAAACAGCUGCUGGAAGGAGCUGAAGACACGCAGGAGUGUCACUGGUUGGGAGCUGUUCAUGUCAAAGAUGUGGCCAUGGCGCAAGUUCUGCUCUACGAGACUCCUGCUGCUUCUGGUAGAUACCUCUGCACCAAUGGCAUCUACCAAUUUCGAGACUUUGCUGACAGGGUUUCCAAACUCUUCCCUGAAUUCCCUGUUUACAGGUUCGCUGAAGAGACUCAGCCUGGCCUGGUUGCUUGUGAUGGUGCUGCUAAGAGACUAAUCGAUCUGGGACUGGAGUUCACCCCUGUGGAAGAUGCUGUUCGAGAAACCGUCAAGAGUCUGAGAGCUAGAGGCUUGGUCGCCGCCGAGCCACCACAGUCUUAGUUAGUCUGGUUUAUAGGUUUAGUUUCACCUCCUAUACAUCAUCAUCUACAGUCUUCAGUAGACGAUGAAAUGUUAAUCGUUUUUUAACUUGCUGUUGAAGAUGAUGGAUAAUGAUCAAUUUGAGGAAGUAGAAUGACAAAUUUUCUUUUUAUCAUAUUGUUAUAUACUCAUAAUACCUCUGAAUGCUGUCAAAAGUAGCUUAAAAGGUUUGUUCUUUGUUCUUCUGCCACCCACCUGCUGCUAUCAUGAGAUAUCAAAAGAUGGUAUGAAUGGUAUCUAAUAGCUAUAUCUACACCUUAAUUAAAUCACUCAUCUACUUUGCCACUUUAAGGGGUGAAAAUUGAAAUGAAGAAAGACUUUACUGACUUGCUCUCUCUGGUAUUAACUCAUGUUUCAGAGGCAAACAACAAGAGUGGGAGCUGUUCAUUAACUCGACGAUGGAAGAAAGAAAAGACAUCCCCUAAAGAUGGACCAGUUGCAGGUUACCUGGGAUAGGUUUUUGGGUAAAACGAGUGUGGGGUCAUUGUCACCCUUAAAACCAAGACAAUGUAACCUGCAAAGCUUAAAGGUGAUCUCAAUUAGAGCCACAUCUCUCUCCUGCUUGCCUUUUGUUUAAUCUUAGAUCACCACUUAUGAAACUUUCCUUUCUCUUCUCAAUCCUUUCUAUAAAACACUCCAUGUGGGUCUCUGCUGAUGCUCUCUCUCAAUCCUUUUAUCUUCACUUACACACACAGCGUGCAGUUUAAUCAUGGAGAGUGCCCUGGCAGGUCCAUGUGGCUUCCAAUGACUUCUAACCCUUUGAUGAUCCUUCUUCUCUCUCUCUCUCUCUAGCUGGAUAUAAAGUAUUGCAGACUGAUACUAUUAUGCCAUGAGCACUUGUCCAUCUUUAGUUUUGAGGUGAUUUCUCAGCUGCAGGGAAGUGUCAACUAUCAAGUAUGCCGCCGCGAGCAGCAGCAUGUAGGUGGUCUUGGUCCAUCAGCGAAGAGUCGUUGAGGAGGUACGUGCAUUUCGCGAGCGCGAGCUGCAUACAGAUACAGGAGGAAAUCGCUUGAGAUGUAUGUAGCAUUAAUCCAAACAGCAUGGGCCCAAGCCCAACUCGCCACCUCCCAGUCCCAAGCCCUAAACGCCGUUAUCAUUAUCUGAGAUGGAGUGGGCCCCACUUGAACCUUCGACGUUUUGACCGGAGAGAGAAGAGCCUGUGAAACGGUGCUGCCCGCCUAACUUUUCCAGAUUUAAUUUAGCUCUUUCAAUAUGUUUAUUGAUUUUUUUUAUCUUUGUAAUUUCUAUCAAUAUAUAUUUUUUAAUGUUAACUAAUUUAAAAAAUUUCCCCGUUGAAU
This is a messenger RNA of Linum trigynum, 2908 nucleotides long. The record is from the annotation of a GenBank genome assembly. Lineage: Eukaryota; Viridiplantae; Streptophyta; Magnoliopsida; Malpighiales; Linaceae.